Molecule: messenger RNA, 1230 nt
Organism: Python bivittatus (Burmese python)
Lineage: Eukaryota; Metazoa; Chordata; Lepidosauria; Squamata; Pythonidae
Source: RefSeq, a predicted model, not a curated record
GCUUGCAAAUGUAUUGAUUUUCCCUAAAAAAGAAAUUCCCAACUAAGAAAUUGAGGAACAUGGAUGUGGCGCUGGGUCAAAGCAGCAAACUCAGUCAAAGAGGUCCUGGGAACUUUGAAGAUGAGAACGCUUGGCUGCAGGAAUGGAUCCAUGAAGAACUUGCCCAUGGUGAAAUCUGUCAGAAGCAAUAUGAGGCACUAUUAGGGCAUCAUGCCCAACUCUGCUCCUUGCUACAGACCAAGAGUCUUAAACCUCUGGAGAAAAAAACUCGAGCAUUACAAGAGGAGCUGGAGGAAACCCAAGACAUUCUGCAGGAGUGUCAGAACCGAAGCCGUCAACGCCAGCUGCACAUCCACAAGCAGGAAAAGGAAAAUCAGAGAAUGGCUGAGACAGUUAAAGACCUGGAAAAAAAGGUCUUCAAGCAACAGUUGGAGGAGAAGUCCAACAAAGACACUCUAAAGGAGCUGAGAUCAGAAGGCAGUGAACUGAAGAGGCACUUGUCUGAAUGGGAAGCCAAGUGGAAGACAAAGAAUGACAGGAUCAGGCAGAAACAGCAGCACAUUGAGAAACUGAGCGCAGUAAUCCAAGAGCUGUCUCUGAAGAGCCAGGAGCUGCACCGAAGCAUCACCUUCUUGGAAGACAAUGUGGUGGAAGCUCAACAGGAAAUAGCGCUUUUCCAGAGAGAUGCACUAUCUGGAGAAAUGGAGACCACAGCAAGGGGCUUUCUUUGGGAGGAACAAGUGUGUGACCAGAUGAAAAAACUGCCAUGUCUGGAACUAUACAGAACUAAUUCCAAAGAGCACCUCCCAUCCAUAUCCUUCCCACGUCCAACUCUCCAGGCUGCCUGGAGGCUGCUGUGGGCCUUGGCCAAGGUCCUGCUUCUGAUCCUGCUGUUGGCUCUGGCUUUCUUCCAUGGCUGGUUCUCCAGGCAGCCAUGCUUGCAGCUGCACUCAACUCCCCUGCUCUACGUCCAGUCCAAGAGGUUGUUCCCCCCUUUAGUUAUGUGAAGGCACUUAGGCACCUAUCAUUAAUGACCUUUAAUAAAAUUGAAUAACAAUCACAGGAAACCUCUCUGUUUACCUGAAAUUGGAACCAGACAUGACAUUUGCUGUGCAAUUUUUCUUUAUGUGGUUGUUUUUUAUUCACAACAGCCAGACAAGAAAAUCUGACCUUAAUUUGGAACCACAAGUUUAUUAUUAUUGUUGGUUGCACAGUCAGCCAGAUAUUUAG